AUGGAUACCGUUUCCCAGAUGGCCACCACUGCGGCCAAGUAUGUCUUUGGCGACUCUGCCAACCAGGAACCUCUCUCCGGCACUCAAGGCGACGUAAGCAAAGGCGAACCCUACGAUGCCGGCAACCUGGACCCCAGUGACCAGGAACGUCUCCGUCAAGGCCUUAGCGGUGCUGAGUUCCGCGACGUAAACUCGUCCAACACCACGGCCACCACAUCAUCCUCCGACAAGCCCGUUGACACCAAAAUCACCUCCUCCUCCGCCUUUGGCGGCGUUUCCAAGACCGAAAACACCGGCCCCAUUACCACAGCCACAAACGCCGCCGACGACGCUGGCUUCACCCACCCUCAGCACGAUAUGUCUGCCCCCGGCCGGAGCAGCCCCGGGCAGGGAUUUGCCGGCGGCGUCACCACCGCGACGAACCGCACCACCGACAGCGGCUUUACCACGCCGGGGCAGGACAUGGGUGGCAGUGCCCGCAGCACGUCUGGUUUGGAAAGCAGUCACAGCCCCUCUGGCUUGGACAACAUCCGCAGUGUUUCUGGCCUAGACAGCACCCGCAGCACUUCUGGCUUUGACAACAACAGCAGCAGCAGCAGCAGCACCAACAAGCAGAGUACAUCUACCCAGAACUUAAAUACCACCGGCCAAAACCUCACCGACCAGAACCUCGACAGCUCGCGCGAUGUCUCUACCUCCAACAUUGACAGCAAGAGCAAGCCCUCCAAGUCGCCCUCAGCCGACGCCAACGACGAGCCUUCCUCCGUCGACGUGUCCGGCCCCGGCCCGCGUGAUCUCUCCACCGUCGCGCGCGAGCAUGGUGGCGACGCCGGCAGCCACCGAGGCUCCGAAACCACCUCCACCAGCAGCGGUAAUAAGCAGUCCGACAGCGGCGCCGGCGCCGGCGGUAACCUGCCCGCGGACAGGAGCCAGGAAAAAGGCACGGGCGAAGAGUACGUCAAGUCGAGCGGGCUGCAGGCAGACGGCGGCGAUUUUGACGCCACCAGGCCCGGGGCGGGCCGCGAGGCGGACCGGCUAAUGGAGCAAAAGGGCAUCACCACGGCUGCGGGGGCGGGGGCGAGCGGUGGUGCAGCGGUAGCAAAGGGUAAGGAUGGCGCGGAGCACAAGGCGCGCGGUAACAGCGGCAGCGGGGACAGCAAGGAGAAGCAUGGCCUCGUGGACAAGAUUAAGGAGAAGCUGCACAAGCACUAA
This is a messenger RNA of Beauveria bassiana ARSEF 2860, 1212 nucleotides long. RefSeq names its product glycine-rich cell wall structural protein 1. The record is from RefSeq and is a predicted model, not a curated record. Bases 1 to 1212 code for a protein of 403 amino acids. Lineage: Eukaryota; Fungi; Ascomycota; Sordariomycetes; Hypocreales; Cordycipitaceae. The transcript is spliced from 2 exons.